Molecule: messenger RNA, 1923 nt
Organism: Mycosarcoma maydis (corn smut)
Lineage: Eukaryota; Fungi; Basidiomycota; Ustilaginomycetes; Ustilaginales
Product: putative histidine--tRNA ligase
Exons: 1
Coding region: 1-1923 (640 amino acids)
Biological process (GO): tRNA aminoacylation for protein translation; mitochondrial translation
Cellular component (GO): mitochondrion
Molecular function (GO): ATP binding; aminoacyl-tRNA ligase activity
Source: RefSeq, a predicted model, not a curated record
AUGUUCCUCUUGCGAUCGUGCAUCCUUCUGACCACGUCUCGACUACCUCGUUUUGCACCUGCAUUUUGCACUCAAGCACGCCAAACGCAAACGUUGCGCUUCUUCAACAAACCAGUGUGUCACGGACAGCUUCUGAAACGACCCCUUUGUGGCUCUGCUCUUCGUACCAACAUGUCUUCCGCCUCUGCUGAUCAGCAAAAAAUCGCCGAGCUCCAGGCAGCUCGUGCCGAACAGGACGACAAAGUGCAACAGCUGCGAGCUGCCAACACGGAACCCUCGACGCUCAAGGCCGAGAUUGGCAAACUCAAGAAGCUCGAAGCUCAACUCGCCGGCAUGGGUCUCGGCUCUGCUAAAGCAGGCUCGUCCAAGCAGGAGGUCAAGUUCACGCUCAAGACGCCCAAAGGUACGCGUGACUGGGAACCGCUCUCCAUGUCGCUCCGCAAGCGCAUCUUUUCCACGAUCGAAGACGUGUUCACCGCGCAUGGUGGAGUCACCAUUGACACGCCGGUGUUCGAGCUCAAGGAGAUUCUCUCGGGCAAGUACGGUGAGGACUCGAAGCUUAUCUAUGAUCUUCAGGAUCAGGGCGGUGAACUCUGCUCGCUUCGAUACGAUCUUACGGUGCCGUUUGCAAGGUUUGUCGCUAUGAACCAGAGCGAGUAUGGAAACAUCAAGCGCUACCACAUCGCCAAGGUAUACCGUCGUGACCAGCCCGCCAUGUCCAAGGGAAGGUUCCGAGAGUUCUACCAAUGCGAUUUCGACAUUGCUGGCAUCUACGACCCAAUGGUACCUGACUCGGAGGCGCUCUGCGUACUCGUCGAGGCUCUCGAUGCGCUUGGAAUCGAAGCGUUCACCAUCAAGCUCAACCACAGGAAAAUUCUCGAUGGUCUCUUUGACAUCUGUGGCGUACCUGCCGACAAGAUUCGCACCAUCAGCUCCGCCGUGGACAAGCUCGACAAGAGUCCCUGGGCCGAAGUGAAGCGCGAAAUGGUCAGCGACAAGGGCCUCGCUGAGGACGUCGCGGAUCGCAUCGGCGAGUAUGUCAAGCUCAAGGGAGGCAAAGAUUUGUUGGCCAAGUUGAAAGCGGAUCACGUCAUGAUGGCUCACCCGGUAGCGUCGCAAGGUGUCAAAGACAUCGAGUUGCUCUUUGACUAUCUCGAUGUCUACGGCAUUUCGGACCGUAUGAGUUUCGAUCUCAGCUUGGCCAGAGGUUUGGACUACUACACCGGUCUCAUCUACGAAGCUGUUACCGCCGCUUCGGCUCCACCUGGAUUCAACGCGGCUGAGGCUGCUUCUGCCGGUGGUGCAGACAACAAGUCCAAGAAGCCCAAGAAGAAGGGUGCGGAUGGAGAAGAGGAAGUGGACGAGUCUUCCGUAGGUGUAGGAUCCAUCGCUGCUGGUGGACGAUACGAUAAUUUGGUCGGCAUGUUUUCCGGAAGCAAGAAGCCCGAUGCUGUACCCUGCGUAGGAAUUUCCAUCGGUGUCGAGCGCGUUUUCGCCAUCAUGAUGCAGCGUCUCAAGGAAAAAGAAGGCAAAGGAGAACGUUCCACCGUUCGUUCCAAAGAGACCGACGUUUUCGUCAUGUCGAUUGGUGGAGAAGGAUUGCUGAAAGAACGAAUGCAAGUCACCAAGAUGCUCUGGGAUGCUGGUAUCAAGGCCGAAUUCAUGCACAAGGCCAAGCCCAAACUGCCGCAGCAGUUCGGCGUGGUGGACAAGGAAGCCAUCCCAUUCGCCGUCAUCUUGGCGCCUAACGAGUGGAACGGCGAAACGAGAGAGGUGCGUGUCAAACAGCAAAAGGGCAAGGAUUCGGAUGAAGGCCAAGGUCAAGGUGACCUGGUCAAGCUGGAUAAUCUGGUCGAGUAUCUCAAAACGUUGGGUGCUGGAAAGGGCGCUGUUGCGCUGGGCCAGAGGGAGAGCCUCAUUUGA